Carya illinoinensis is the source of this 651-nucleotide messenger RNA. RefSeq lists its product as uncharacterized. Lineage: Eukaryota; Viridiplantae; Streptophyta; Magnoliopsida; Fagales; Juglandaceae. The transcript has a single exon. The record is from RefSeq and is a predicted model, not a curated record. The coding region runs from base 1 to 651 and encodes 216 amino acids.
AUGUGGGUGGGUGAGGAACAAUGUGAAAGAAUUAUUGAACAAGUGUGGAGUGAGAGAGGAGGCAAUCGGGGUAUGGAAGAAUUGCUUAAUCUUAUUCAAGGUUGUGGCCAGCAGCUUAAGAUAUGGAAUAGACAUUCCUUUGGGUUGGUAAAGAAGAAGCUGAAUGAAGCUAGAGCAGAGCUUGAAAAGGCACAAUUUAGUCAUUCUCAUUCUCAUGACCUGAAUCCUGAAGGGCUUAGUCAAGCUAGAAAUAAAGUACAAUUGUGGCUUGAAAGGGAAGAGGUGAUGUGGCGCCAAAGAUCAAGAAUCCAGUGGUUAAAAGAGGGAGAUCAAAACACACGUUUCUUCCAUUCUUCUGCAUCUAUGCAAAGGAAGAGGAAUACUAUACAAGGUCUCAAAGAUGAUCAAGGACAUCUCACUGAAGGUGCACAAAGGGAUAAACUGAUUGUUGAUUUUUUUGAAGACCUUUUCACCUCUACUACAUCGGGUGAUCAAGAAGAAGUAUUAAGUUUUGUCGAUAGCAGAGUUACGCCAGAAAUGAAUGCUGAACUUUCCAAGCCCUUUGUUGCAAAUGAAGUCAAGAUAGCUUUGGAUCAAAUGCAACCAACAAAGGCACCGGGACCUGAUGGAAUGUCUGCUCUAUUUUUUUAG